ACUUGUAAAUAGUGUUCUGGUAAAUAAAGACAGGAAAGGAAGUCGUACAUUUGCUCGUAAAAUAAAUCAGAAUUUAAAUGUCUCGUUAAAGUGUAAGAAUAUGAUAGCGCAAAGUGAAAUAUUUAUUGUUAUUUUUUAUUUAUUGUCAGGUACAGUUUAAAGUGUUAAAUAAUUGUGUGAUCUUUCUAAGAUGAACUGUUGACUUUUCAGUGGAUUAAUUUAAUCUUAUUUCAAAAUCAGCGUUUGGAAUUAAAAAUUCAUGUGGCAUAGUGAAUUUUAAAAAAAAAAAAGUUUUAUUUAUGUAAUAUUUUGGAAAAAACUUGGAAUAUUCGAAAUAUUUUCUUAUGAUUUCGAACUCGAUAAUUGCUGUAUUUUGUGCACCUUUGAUUGCAUUUUCAGUGUCUUUUUCACAAUGUCGCGCAGAAGAUGAUUUUAAUGGAUUUUUAUUUGGAUGCAAAGAUGCUGAGCACAUUUGUCCAAAUAAAGACGUAACGUUUUGGCAUUACACAAGGUCAAGCCAAGAUAAUCCUACUGAACUGAAGAUCGUCAAAGAGGAGCAAGGGGCUUACGAGGAAGAUUUUGUAAAAAGACCCGUUAUUAUUCUGGUUCACGGAUUCACUGGACAUCGAAAUUUCUCACCAAAUACUGAAAUACGACCAGCACUAUUUGAGCAUGAUGACUACAAUGUUAUCUCUGUUGACUAUGAACCCCUUGCGAGGUUUCCUUGCUACCUAACGGCCGUUAGGAAUCUCCAAGUUGUGGCCAAUUGCACAGCUCAGAUGAUCGAUUAUCUUGUGGACGAUGAAAUUGUUCCUUUGGAUGCCUUUCAUGCCAUUGGCUUUAGUUUAGGAGCCCAUGUGGUUGGAAUGAUUGGGAAUUACCUGACGUCUGGUAAACUAAGACGCGUUACAGCAUUAGAUCCAGCGAAGCCACUUUUUAUCACUGCCUCAUCCAAAGAUCGCAUUGAUCCAGGUGAUGCGGAUUUUGUGGAUGUCAUCCAUACAGAUAGCUUCGGUAGAGGUCUCUUUCUACCCACGGGGCAUGUGGACUUCUUCAUGAACGGUGGAUUCAGUCAACCUGGAUGCUACAGCCAGGCAGAAAUGACUCCCGGCUCUUGUAAUCACGUCCGGGCUCCCAUCUAUUUUGCUGAGUCCAUCAACAGCUCUCGGGGUUUCUGGGGCUACAAGUGUCCCCAUUGGUAUGCCUACAUCCUUGGAUUUUGUCGGAAGUACGGGGAGACAGCCCUAAUGGGAUUUCACACACCAAAUGACACGCGAGGCUUGUACUUUGUCAGGACAAACAGUAAACCGCCAUAUGCCAAAGGUAACAGUCAAAAUGAUGAAUAUCAGGACGAUACGCAAGGACAUAGCACCUACAAUGCCUACAACGACUACGACUACAACAUCUUCAACGAUUGGGAUAAUGCCUUUCCCGAUUAUUGAUAUUUUCAUCCAAAAACUAUAUUUUAUACAAAUUACAUUGGUAUAAUCAUGAACCA
Phlebotomus papatasi is the source of this 1498-nucleotide messenger RNA. RefSeq names its product phospholipase A1-like. The record is from RefSeq and is a predicted model, not a curated record. Bases 345 to 1442 code for a protein of 365 amino acids. Gene Ontology annotation, molecular function: lipase activity. Gene Ontology annotation, biological process: lipid metabolic process. NCBI's taxonomy places the organism in Eukaryota, Metazoa, Arthropoda, Insecta, Diptera, Psychodidae. The transcript is spliced from 3 exons.